Messenger RNA from Spea bombifrons (plains spadefoot toad), 687 nucleotides. RefSeq names its product protein phosphatase 1 regulatory inhibitor subunit 14D (gene PPP1R14D). Gene Ontology annotation, molecular function: protein serine/threonine phosphatase inhibitor activity. Gene Ontology annotation, cellular component: cytoplasm. Bases 225 to 599 code for a protein of 124 amino acids. The transcript is spliced from 4 exons. Gene Ontology annotation, biological process: regulation of phosphorylation. The record is from RefSeq and is a predicted model, not a curated record. NCBI's taxonomy places the organism in Eukaryota, Metazoa, Chordata, Amphibia, Anura, Pelobatidae.
ACUGGCAAGGACUUUGCUUCCUUGCAAGCCUCUCCUCCUCUACCUUUGUCACAGUCUAUCCAGCCAGAUCACAUGAAUUCUGACCCCUCUGUACAACCAUAGAUCGAGUAUCCGGCUGCACUGCAAAUUAUCAACUCACAAAGGAGAUCAGCAGGUUCUGGUCUGGUGUCAGAGAGAAGACCACAAAUUUAAGGUGGCCUGGACGGGGCAUAAGAAGGGUACUAAUGGCGGCUGGUGACAAUGGUACUCCUAGGGUCACAUUCCUGGCCCCUGAGGGUCAUGACGAAGAGGUGAUACCCAAGAAGCUGGGAAGACUGACAGUGAAAUAUAAUCGCAAAGAACUACAACGCAGAAUUAAACUAGAGGAGUGGAUUGAUGCCCAAAUCCAGGAGCUAUACCAGAGCCAGGAGGAGCGAAGGGAUGAAGAUGCUGAACCUGAGAUUGAUAUUGAUGAUCUUCUACAUCUGACUGUUGAAGAGCAGAGAUCAAGGCUACAGGAAAUUCUUCAAGAGUGUACCCGACCCACAGAAGAAUUUACAAUGGAGCUUCUGCAGCGUCUGAAAGGAUUACGGAAGAUAGAAGAAUUGCAGCAUAAAUGAAUCAGACUUCUUCUCUUUGUGACCAAAAUACCAUUUUGUGCUAUGGACACAAUGAACUUUGAGUAUUGUUGCUCUCUGUUGAAUCAUA